ACACACAACAGGAAGAAGAUCAUCCACGAAACACAACAUUAUUUUACAAUAUAAUUAGAAGAUUAUAGGUGGAACAAUUAAUUGACAGCUUUGAAGAUAGUAACGAUACGAACCUCAACCUCGAAUAUUAAUUUUUUUAUGGAGUGCGAGAUGGAUCACAGCAGAGCAAGAUACCCUUUUAGUAUUGUUUGGACGCCCAUACCACUUCUCACAUGGCUAUUCCCUUUUAUUGGUCACAUGGGCAUCUGCAUGUCGUCUGGCGUGAUCAGGGAUUUUGCUGGACCGUAUUUUGUAUCCGAGGACAACAUGGGAUUCGGCAGACCUACAAAAUACUGGAGACUAGACCCUAGCAAGGUGAAGGGUGGUCCAGCUACCUGGGACAGGGCUGUAGUGGAGGCUUCCGAGGAGUACAAAGGGAGAAUGCAUAAUUUGUGUUGUGAUAACUGCCAUUCCCACGUCGCAAUGGCUCUGAAUUUGAUGGAAUAUGACAACAGUAGCUCCUGGAAUAUGGUGACGCUGUGCUUCCUUUCAUUAUUUCACAGCAGAUAUGUCAGUUUUGGGGCAUGGCUGAAGACUUGGCUGCCAUUUCUGGUGCUGGUUGUGAUAAUUGUAUUGACUGUUUAUUUCACAAUUUGAUUUAUAACUAAUAACAUACCUAAGGUGCUCUGUCUAGUCGAAGAGAUAAUACACAAAUUUUGUUAUUACGUAUUUAAAACUAUUUAAUAAAUAAAUGAAAUAAAAAUAUGUAUUACUUGAUAAGAAAAGAUUUGCUUACAUCACACGUGGAAAUAGCCACUUGCUGUCAAUUUAAGAGACCUAAUCGAUUGAAUAUCAGUAAAUUGUGCUAACUCAAAUACCAACAGGUGGAAAGGAAUUAAAAAAAUAAAAGUACCAUUAUUUUUUU
Molecule: messenger RNA, 904 nt
Organism: Cloeon dipterum
Lineage: Eukaryota; Metazoa; Arthropoda; Insecta; Ephemeroptera; Baetidae
Product: transmembrane protein 222
Exons: 4
Coding region: 139-636 (165 amino acids)
Source: RefSeq, a predicted model, not a curated record